AAAAGAUAAGAGAUAUUAUCAGUUUUGAGUUUACUUAAUCUUUGCAUCGGACUAAAAGCAGACGCAUCUGUCACACAGCGAGUGUGAUUAUUUGUCAGAACGGUAAUUUAUCUUCUAAAGGAGCUAAGUCUAGAAUAUUUGGCUGAUGUACCAUGCAAGCAGGUCAGGUAGUUUUAUUCGGUUUAUUGCUGUCACUCUUCGUGACAAAUGGAGGUGCUUGGACAUGCAAUUAUUUUCAAGAGAUGAAAGAUGAACAAACAUAUUAUGUGUAUAAUAUGGAGUAUCCCAAUUACUACAAAGACGAAAAUCAAUGCACUUGGAAUGCAACUAGUCCUUACAAUAUCCAAAUAAAGUGUAAUAUUGAAAUGACUCAGACUAGUGGCUGUGAUCUAGAGCAACUUUCCUUUAAAUUUGAUAACAAAGAACUAGUUCGCUAUUGCGGUAGAGGUGAAUUCGUUCUCGAGGGAAGAAAUCCAACUGUAAGAUUUGUGUCGAAACGUUUUUCGUCGGGUAAAUUUUUAUGCAAUAUGACGACUUUGCAUAAAAAUAAUGACUGCAAAUGUGGUUGGCGCAAAACAACCAGAAUAGUAGGCGGUGAAGAAACUGGGGUAAAUGAAUUUCCUAUGAUGUGUGGAAUCGUUGAUGCUAAGGAUGGAACGUUAUAUUGCGGUUGUACCAUAAUAUCUCCAGAAUAUGUAAUAACAGCGGCUCAUUGCGUAGACCAAAGAGAUAUAAGUAUGACUGGUGUAGUCGUUGGUGAACAUGAUACAAGCACAAAUGAAGAAACUAAGGCAACCAAAGUGUUCCGCCUGGAUGAAUGCAAGAUACAUUCUUCGUAUAACGGACGCGAUAACGAUGUAGCUCUUUGUAAGAUUCGUGGUACUAUCACUUACUCUCAGGAAGUUGGUCCGGUCUGCUUACCAUUUCAACAUAGUACAGAUUCGUUCGCUGGUCGUACCGUCACUGCGGCAGGCUGGGGUUUAAUAGGGUUUGCCGAAGCUAAAGCAGAAAAGCUUCGAAAAGUGGAUUUAAAUGUAAUAAGUCUUGCACAAUGCAGCAAAUCUUUUUCUUACGUAAACGACAAAAAUAUGUGCACGUAUACUCGGGGAAAAGACACUUGUCAGAUGGAUAGCGGUGGACCUCUUUUAUGGUCGAAUCCUUCUACGGGCAACCUUGUAUUGGCUGGUAUUACAGCUGCCGGUGAGGGCUGUGCUUCGGACACACCUGCUGUCGCGAUGCGUACAGGAGCUUUUAUCGAUUGGAUAGUAGCCAAUACACCUGGUGCGAAAUAUUGUCAAAUUGAAUGAGCGGUAUAUAAUUAAAAAGAAGAAUUGCGUUCUACAAGAGUCUGGACUUCUGCUGGUACUUUAUUUAUCGUUACUUUUGCAAAAUAUUGAAUUAUAUUUGCAAAUAUAUAUAUAUAUAUAUAUAACAAUA
Molecule: messenger RNA, 1437 nt
Organism: Vollenhovia emeryi
Lineage: Eukaryota; Metazoa; Arthropoda; Insecta; Hymenoptera; Formicidae
Product: venom serine protease-like
Exons: 8
Coding region: 153-1307 (384 amino acids)
Biological process (GO): proteolysis
Molecular function (GO): serine-type endopeptidase activity
Source: RefSeq, a predicted model, not a curated record